AUGAGUGACGAACGAUAUUUAGGGUACCAUGCCGUUGCCGCCUACUUUCGCAACGUAGAUAGCACCACUUGUACCUAUCCUGAUUUCCUCGUUAAUAUUAACUCGCGGGACAUUAUCUUGCGAGUUCCACCACCAUAUACUGAGGAAUGGUACGGACUUGACAGUAUCUGGUAUGAACGAUACUUGAAAGAAGCAAAAUGCUAA
Paraglomus occultum is the source of this 204-nucleotide messenger RNA. The record is from the annotation of a GenBank genome assembly. Lineage: Eukaryota; Fungi; Glomeromycota; Glomeromycetes; Paraglomerales; Paraglomeraceae.